ACGUGCACACACGAGGACCCGAGCUGGGAGCUGCGGGGACGCGCCGCUGACUGUGAGUCCGGAGUGUUGAACAGGACAGCGAUGUACUGCGCUUAUCCUGUCCCCGGGACGGGGAACAACCCCAUGAUGUACUGCUACAACAUGAAGCCAGUUUAUGGACAAUGUCCUGACAAUGAGGACAUCAACCAGAACCCCACAUCACACCUCUCCCACAAGACCCCCGGCAACGUGUUCGCCAACACCUUUUUUGAGGGCACCGGCAACUCAGCCGACAUCUGGAACACGGCGAACGGUCUGAACCAACAGGGCUACGAAGGGGGGCAGCGAGGGGGGCUCACAUCCAGCCACACAGAGCACGGGAACUACAACAACAUGACGUCGCACAAUCACCUGGUCUACUCGACGCAGGCGGUGACGGAUAUGAACAGAGGCCUUCCCCCAAUGUCCACCUUCCACCGCUCGCACCCCCCUCGGACCUCCUCCUCCUCCGCCAGCCACUCAGAAAACUCCUCAGGAAACCAAGGCAGUCUGCCCCGAGGCUCGCAGACGGGUGACGCGCUGGGCAAAGCUCUGGCAUCUAUAUACUCUCCUGACCACACCAGCAGCAGUUUCCCCUCCAGCGCGUCCACGCCGGCCCGCUCUCCCUCCCCCCCGCCGGCCCCAUCCGAACCCUCAGGCCCCCACAUGCGGCCCUGGAACCCAGCCCAGUCCCCGGCCUCCCCUGCCUACGAGUCCUCCCUCAUAUCAAUGUCUCAGGUGGAGGACCGUCUGGACCGGCUGGAUGAUGUGAUCCACGUGCUGAGGAACCACGCUGUGGGCCCCACGGCCGGGCUGCCCGGGGACCUCCACGGCCUGCUGGGCCACGCCGGCCCCGGCCCCGCCGCCGCCUCACUGCCGGCCCCCAUGCAGCCGGCACCCGGCCACAACGCCGCCAUGGUGGAGGCGGUCACCAUGAACACCAACCACCAGAUGUUCCAAGGGCGGAUACAAAAUGGCCACCCAUACGCCGCGAGGCAGCGACUGGCGCUCCAGACGGUACAGGGGUGCGGCGGCAGAGGCAACCAGGAGCUGAAGCUGGAAGGUGUAGACAGGGAGGAGAUGAUGCACACCAACCACAGCUCAGACAGCCAGCGAUCAGACGAGGAGGGCGAACACAAGCUGCACGACGACAACAGCAUCCCGGCCAGCCUUCAUGAGGAUGAGGACCUGAGCCCCGAGCAGAAGGCGGAGCGCGAGCGCGAGCGGCGCAUGGCAAACAACGCCCGGGAGCGUCUGCGAGUGCGGGACAUCAACGAGGCCUUCAAGGAGCUGGGCCACAUGUGCCAACUGCACCUCAACAGCGAGAAGCCGCAGACCAAGCUGCUGGUGCUGCACCAGGCCGUGGCCGUUAUCCUCAGCCUGGAACAGCAAGUCAGGGAGAGGAACUUGAACCCCAAGGCAGCUUGUCUGCGGCGGAGGGAGGAGGAGAAGGCGUCUGCCGGCCUGACAGAGCAGCAGUCCAUGCACCUGGCCUUCCACCCUGGCCUCGCCGACACCGGCCACCCCAUGGGACGUCUCUGAGCACUGAUACACUACGCCCCUACAUCUCCACUCAUUCCUUUGUCUCCCCUCACUCCUACAGUCACUACACUCCAUGUCUCCCCUCACUCCUACAGUCACUACACUCCUACGUCUCCCCUGUCUCCUACUAUCACUCCACUCCAUGUCUCCAGUCACUACACACCUACGUGAUAUUUCCACUUACUCCUACAAUCACUACACAUCUUCAUUCCAUCCCACAGUCACACACGCGCACACACGCACUCUCACACACAGACACACACACACACACACACACACACACACACACACACACACACACACACACACACACACACACACACACACACACACACACACACACACACACACACACACACACACACACACACACACACACACACACACACACACACAAAACAUAAGCAACUAGGGAAUUAUAACCAGAACAAUAUGGCCCUGUUUAAAGAGCCAGUGAACUCAAAACUUUACUUUGUUUUAAAUGUGGUAAUUUGUUGCAUAUGGAGGUGAAGAUUUGUCUGAGCAGAGAUGUAUUUAAUGUCUGCGUCCGAGACAGGGUUAGGUUUCCCGGACACCUAUAGUAUAACGCUACGGUGUGUGGCGUAUUUCAUAUACAACAUCGCUUAUUAUGACACUCAUAACAGUUACACAACAAAGGUGAUAAAAAAGUAUCAUAAAGUUGCUGUAGGUCGUAACCAUGGGGAUAACACGCCCCCCUCUUUCCUAAAACGGAGCCCAAAACACAUUUUUUUUAAUCACAUAGCGUUGAAUUACAUCUGAAUCAGUGGGCUCACUGGCUCUUUGGAGGACAUUCAAUUGACCUUAUAGGUAAAUAAUGAACCAAACUAGUCUUAAGACAUGAGCAGAAUUUAGGUAUUGUUUUAUUUUCACCAAAUGAGUCAGUAUCCUAGUUUGACAUUGCAUUAAGAUUAUUUAUUCAUGAUACAUCUAUGUGGAUACCAAUAUAUAAAUGUCUUAUUUUGACAUUAUGAUGAUGAUGAUAUGAUUAUGUCUCUAAUAUGCAGAUUCCCACAGAGCAUACUUAGGAAGUAGCGGUCUGAGUAGAAGUCACUCUUGUGUCUUCUAAAGCAGCUCUGCAUUUAAUGCAAUUGAACAAUCGUCUGGUAUAAAGCGGACUUAUAACUUGUGCCUACACGUACUUGUAACAGACAAAUGCAUUGUAAACUGAAGAUGUUUUUGUACAUAUUUUCUAUUUAUUGAUUAUGCUUCUGUUUCAAUAUCUUAGACAAGAGUAGGGGAAACGGUCGCCCACUUUAAGUUUACGGAUACAAGUUUACAAUGUAUGAGUAUAUGUUCAAGCUCAGAGGAGUGGAGCCGCGCUGUGUGAGCAACGGAGUCGCCAUCAUCCGUCGUGCGUGGCUCAUGGGAACGCGACACUCCACCUGUGUGUUUGUGGUGUGUGCGAAAAUUGCAGGAGUUUGACCAUUCUGUGAAUGAACCCAGACAUCCGAGAAUGUUGUAACGUAGAGGCAUCGUAUAUCUUAACAGUGAUGUUCUAUGUGUGUUUGCUGCAACAUUGUGUUAUAGAUCUACGCCAGUUUGUACCUAAUGAUACACUGAUGGGUAGGACGGAGCACUUCGCAGUUUUCCCCCAUAUCGUUUUAAGUGUAAUUAUUGUUCUUACAAUUUAGUCUAUGCCCGGUUGCUAUUGCAUGUUCGUUUUUCUAUUACAUUGUUUCCAUUUUCUAAGUUAUGUAAGUUAUCUUUUAUACAAUCCUUCUUGUGAAAAGAUUAUGCACCAGAAUAUAGCUAUGUUCAAUGUUAACAGUAGUUUAAUGUUUUACGUUUAUAGCCCACCCUUUAAGCAUAUAAUUUUCCUACUUCAUUGAACUGCAUUUGUUUCUACUCAUCUCAUGCUAUCUGCUGAGCAAAAUAAAAACAGCCAAUAUGUGUACACUUUUAAGUAGCCCUAGGCAUGUGUCAAAAUUAUGUAGCAAUAAACGUCCUUUUCAAUAUG
Molecule: messenger RNA, 3538 nt
Organism: Gadus morhua (Atlantic cod)
Lineage: Eukaryota; Metazoa; Chordata; Actinopteri; Gadiformes; Gadidae
Product: transcription factor 12
Exons: 12
Coding region: 82-1560 (492 amino acids)
Biological process (GO): regulation of transcription by RNA polymerase II
Cellular component (GO): transcription regulator complex; chromatin
Molecular function (GO): protein dimerization activity; DNA-binding transcription factor activity, RNA polymerase II-specific; RNA polymerase II cis-regulatory region sequence-specific DNA binding
Source: RefSeq, a predicted model, not a curated record